Molecule: messenger RNA, 2073 nt
Organism: Penicillium salamii
Lineage: Eukaryota; Fungi; Ascomycota; Eurotiomycetes; Eurotiales; Aspergillaceae
Source: the annotation of a GenBank genome assembly
AUGGCGACGGAACGAUCUUUGGCUACCUUGCUGCGGUCGCUGCAGGCGACUUCCAGCUUCCAGGAUGCUGCUACUCUUCUUCCGACGGCAACUAGUUUCUUGUCUAUGCUGGGAAACCCUUUGAAUUUGACAUUGCUUUCUUCGCAGCUUCUUACUGCGCCCUCGUUGUGGAGUCACCCGGUCGAUUUACAGGCGUGUCGUAAGAUCCUCAGCGUCUUCAAUACUGCUGCUAUCGCUGUCUUGCAGAAUGAUACGACCGACGAGCCGCGGAUACCCUAUGGACGGAACAGAAAGAUUGAGUGCGAUGCUUGGGUGAAGGCUGUUGCAGAGGGUGCGGAUGAUAAGUCACCACGGUGGCGGCAUAUGCUUCUGCUCGGUGGAAUCUUGAUGGGAUUCGAGGGUCAGAACCGACAGGGCUUACCACGGCAUAUUCGGGUUAAGCUUGAAUCGGCACUUUCGACCGCAGCACAACUGGCGCUCCAGGAACUGGGCCCGGACACCGGAAUUGAUGGCCAGUGCAUCAGCAUGGUGCUCAAUUAUACGUUCGAACUACUGUCGGACUUCGAGAGGAGCAAGCUGGACUAUGAUCGAUUGCUUCCUGCGAUGAUUCAAUCUGCGUUCCUGUCCUCGGAAGGGCUGGAAGGUGGAUAUUUCCUUGGGUCCAUCGAUCAGGACGUCGUUGAAGCUUCAAAUAAACAGUUCAAGUGGUCGUCCAACUCUCCUACGUUUAUGAUCGUUUCUGCGGUGUCUGCUCGUCCGCUUGUGUCAACCCUUGGACCUUUGUCGCGGCUGAUUGCGCACUCAAUUGAUAAUGUUCGAGACCCGAGGAUCGUCGCUCAGGCUGUGGAUUACCUCGCAGAUUUUGUGCGCACACUCAUGGUUCAAUGGCGACAAAACAAAUUGUCGGAGAUCGAUUCUGCAGAGGAAGCUGAAUUCCUAGACGCUGAAUCACGAGAAGUAACCGUUCCUGCGCUAUGGAAGACUUUACGGAACUGCUUGUACUCGAUCGUCAUUACUCUCCGGGCAGUUCUGGGGCGAACCAUUAACGAUCCAGCGCUUGCAGCCAAUAGCAGCGCUCCGUAUCUGUCGAUGCAAUGUCUGCACAUUCUGCGGAAUAUGUACUUCAUCUCUUCUCGGCUUGGUCAGAAUGCUUCGUCGCAACAAACUUUCGUUUUGCUGGCAGCCAUCGAUAUUCUUUCACAAUACCCCUUGCUCGCGGAGAACUUCCUGCGAAGCAUCAAGCCGAGCGAUAUUGGACAGAUUCCUGCUCAUCCGGUUGAAAGAUGUCUAGAUCUGUUCUUCUUGAACGUCGCAGAGCACUUCCCUCUUGUUCUGCAAACAGAAACAAGCGAGGAACUGUUCCUGUCUGCGGCGUUCCCAUAUCUUGCAGCAGGUGCCAACAGUCUUCUUUUGGAGAUAUUCGAAGCCGCUCACAGUCUGGUCCUGGUCGUCUUUGCCGUUCCCCAUAAUUCGGAGCUAGCUGCCAAGCAUCUCCCCUUCUAUAUCCACAAUCUCUUUGCGGUUUUCCCCAACAACCUUUCCGCACGCCAAUUCCGCCUUGCUUUCAAGACCGUUAUACAAAUCACGGCCCCUCCUUCUCCCUUAGCGAAUACCCAACCCCUGCUUCCUUCCAUUCUAUUAGAGGUCGUUCAUGAACGUGCAAUGAACGCAUCCUCUACUCCAAUCCCACAGCCAGCCCCUGGCCCCGAUAUGAGCCAGAGCCCACCUCUCUCCGAACAAGCCGUUCUGACACUGGCUCUUCUCGAUUCACUCGCAUUCCUCCGCGUCCCAGACCUCAAGGAAUGGCUUCCGUUAGCCGCACAGCUGAUCAAUGCGAUCGCAGACCGAGACAUGCGACAUAUUUGCAUAGAUCGAUUGUGGGAGGCGCUGGCUGGCGGCGAAAUGGACGUUGAUCGUGCCCACUGCUGUGUCACUUGGUGGAGCACCGAGGGUGGGCGUGAACUCGUCCUCUUCGGCGCCGAGACAGCCGACGCUGCUCCUGGCGAACCCGAUGCAAACGGGCCUUACAUGACCGGCGCUGUUGGAGAUGUUGCGCCGGAAAGUAAGCUAUAA